Molecule: messenger RNA, 771 nt
Organism: Didymodactylos carnosus
Lineage: Eukaryota; Metazoa; Rotifera; Eurotatoria; Philodinida; Philodinidae
Source: the annotation of a GenBank genome assembly
AUGUCUACUAACAAUUUAUUUAGUGAUCACAACAACGACCAUAAAAAUCGUAUGAAGAAGAAUAACAAAAAAAGCACCAGUGAUAGCGAUAGUGAUUCAGAUUCAAAUUCAUCCGAUUCCGACGGAAGUGAAUAUGAAGUAGAAAAGAUACUUGAUAAACGAAGACGUCAUGGAAAAUUAGAAUAUUUCUUAAAAUGGGUAGGCUAUGACGAUAGUGAAAAUAAAUGGAUAAGAGCAGAAGAUUUGAAUUGCCCAAAUCUAAUUGCUAAAUUUGAAGCUGAAAAAGAGCAGAAACGACGUGAUAAUUAUGCACAACGGAUAGGGAAAAGAAAAUCAAACCCUCCGUCCGCAAGUAAACGUCCAUCAAAGAAGCAAAAGAUAAAAACAGUUGAGAAUAACUUCGAGGAAGAAGAACAGUCAAAUUCAAACAUUAGCACAUCAGUAUCAUUGACAACAACAGUAAAAGCAGCAAAAUCAUCCAAAAAUACGACUAAAAAGUCGAGUAAAACAGAAGAGCAAGUACAAGAACAGUCAUCGUCAGAUAUUCAAACAGAUCAACAUCGUUAUGGUGUUGAGAAGGGCUAUGAAGUUCAAUCUGUAUUAGGCGUGAACAGACAAGAAAAAAAGUUAAACUAUGUCGUUCAUUACAUGCCUAAUACACCAAUUGAAGAUAAAAUGGAAUUGUUACCAUCGCAUGUUGCAAGUAAAUAUUGUCCCGAACAGCUUAUUCGAUUUUUUCAAACACGUAUUCGUUGGAAAAAUCAUCCAUAA